Messenger RNA from Symsagittifera roscoffensis, 2424 nucleotides. RefSeq names its product myotubularin-related protein 2-like. Gene Ontology annotation, molecular function: phosphatidylinositol-3,5-bisphosphate phosphatase activity; phosphatidylinositol-3-phosphate phosphatase activity. Gene Ontology annotation, biological process: dephosphorylation. Lineage: Eukaryota; Metazoa; Xenacoelomorpha; Acoela; Convolutidae. The coding region runs from base 17 to 2128 and encodes 703 amino acids. The transcript is spliced from 12 exons. The record is from RefSeq and is a predicted model, not a curated record.
GUGCUUUUCAGGUGCCAUGAACACUUUACCCCUGCAUAAUUUGUCGGGAGAGUUUUUCGUAGAUGAAGUCUUCAACAUGUCCUGUUUCGAUUAUGUGCCGGUUGUUGAGCUGCCUGAGAUUGGGAAGCGACAGCAAGGGUACUUAACUCUGACAAACUUUAGACUGCGAUUCCACAGGCAGCAGAUCAAAGACAAAGAGGUGUCGAAGUGUGAGCCCAUCAUUAAUAUUCCUCUCGGGUUCAUCAGGGACUUUAAAGUUACUACAGCCUCGACUAACAACAAAUGCGAGAUAGUCUUCUAUACCAGGCUGAUAGUAGAUCUAACUUUUGAGAUCAGACAAACACAGAAGAGUUCAGCAGAGGCAAUGUUAAUCAGCGGCGAUAGUAGUGGCAACAAUAAACUAACAUGGAAGAACCAAAGGGACAUUCUCAUCAGGAACUUUGUUCAGCUUGCAUUCCCCCUUGAUCAGGAGAACUUCGAUGACUGUCGACUGUUUGCCUACCUACACAAGAAGGACAGUGAGCCAGACCCUGGCUGGAAGUAUUACCAGGGACUGCGCCAGGAGUACAAGCGCAUCCUGGACGAGCAGAAGAGCCACUCGCAGUUCUGGAGGGAGGAGGACAACCUCAACUACAACAUCACAGAGACAUACCCCGAGUUUUUUUAUGUGCCGAGCAAAGUGAAGCAUGAAGAGCUCAGAGCAGUGAAAGAAUUCCGAACAAAAGGUAGAAUUCCGGUGCUAAGUUGGUGCCACCCUACGAAGGGAUCUGUGAUUGCCAGAAGUAGCCAGCCGAGAACUGGGGUGGGACACUGGAACUCAUCCACGGCAGACCAGAGCUACAUUGAAGCACUGCGGGACUCCAGUCUAGCCGAGCAGCUGACCAUCGCGGACGCCAGACCGAAAAAGAACGCAAUAGCUAACAUGGCCAGAGGGGGAGGCACUGAAGCAGGAAUGAUAGGCAAGAAUCAGACAGGAUACACAGCCGAGGGACGCCUCACAAAUGUCAAAUUCUUUGAGAUAGACAACAUACAUGUAGUGAGGGGUUCCUUUGAAAAGCUUAAGAACCUGCUGAGUUGUCCAGUACAUAACGACUUCCACGAGCGACUGGAAAAGACUGGCUGGCUAGCAUACAUCCAGAGGAUCCUGUUCGCAGGAGUGGCCGUGGCUGAAAAGAUAGAAUGUGAGUCGCAGUCUGUGUUAGUGCACUGUUCCGAUGGGUGGGACAGAACAGCUCAGAUAGUGUCUCUGGCCAUGUUGAUGUUGGAUCCAUUCUACAGGACUAUGGAGGGAUUUGCUACAUUGAUUGAGAAAGAGUGGACUGCUUUUGGUCACAAGUUUGCUGAGAGAAAUGGAACGUGCAGACAGAGUCUGGAGAAGGAGGAGUCGCCCAUCUUCCUCCAGUUCAUAGAGUGUGUGUGGCAGAUGCACUCCCAGUUCACACUCGCGUUCGAGUUCAACCAGCUGUUCCUCAUUAAGAUACUGGACGGUUUCUACAGCAACCAGUAUGGAACAUUCCUCUACUCCAGCGACAAGGAACGACAAAGCCAUAAUGUGGGCGAGAAGAGCAAGUCGAUCUGGACGGAUUUGUUGUUUGACGAGGAAGAGAGGAGGGGGCUGUUGAACCCACUAUUCAACCGGAAUUUCAGCAGGAAUAAGGGGGCCCUUCUGCCCUCAGUGUCCACUAGGGCCAUGAAGCUCUGGAGGGCAUACUACUUCAGGCACAACCCACUCUUCUGCCCUAGAUAUGAUAUCCGAGCUGCCAACUUGCAACUGCUAGCUACCAUUGAAGCCUUGAGACAGACGGAAAUAGCGCGCAAGUAUCAGCAGCAGCAGAUGAAGGCGUCAACACAGUCUCACAACAGCGCUCAACAACAACAAACAGCCCCCCAAAAGGGGGAGAAAGAGGGCCAAGGUCGAAGGGUAACCACCACCCCUAAUACAGUACCACUGGGAACAGAGAUCCCUUCCCCCACCACAGAAGUAUCAUCAUCUACCCCCAUCUCAACGUCGUCUUCUUCCGGGGUAAUUGGGGUGGUGGGGGUCACUCAGUCUGAAGUGACGCCAGUGAGAAUUUCGACACCUCAAUUGAACUUAUCGGUUGCGAAUAAAGUAGCAGAUAGCAUUUAAACAGUAGAUGAAUUAUUAUAGAAACAUUCGCUCGCAUGGCCUUUAUUGAAACAAUUAUUGAACUGGAUUAACGAGCUUUUCCAAAACUUGAAAACAAUAUUUAGCUUCAGUUAUGGGAGAUCGUUUGCAAUAAUAGACUGAAUUGGCUACUAUAAAAAUCAAUGUGCCUAGUCUUCGACUUUUUUCAUAUUAAUUUACUUCAAUUAAUUUUUCUAUAUAUACGUAAAUGUUCUCCCAAAGAAAUGAGAGCUAUAUCCAAUUCUUGCGCCGCGCUGAUAAACAGGUCAUUUUAAACG